Aspergillus versicolor CBS 583.65 is the source of this 2222-nucleotide messenger RNA. RefSeq lists its product as uncharacterized. Gene Ontology annotation, cellular component: cytosol. The coding region runs from base 87 to 2222 and encodes 711 amino acids. Gene Ontology annotation, molecular function: aldose reductase (NADPH) activity; nucleotide binding. The transcript has 6 exons. NCBI's taxonomy places the organism in Eukaryota, Fungi, Ascomycota, Eurotiomycetes, Eurotiales, Aspergillaceae. The record is from RefSeq and is a predicted model, not a curated record.
GUCUGCCUUGCGGUGAAGCCUCCCCAAGCCCAGCUAUCCUAUCAGUCCGGUUAUUGCCCCACUGUAGAAACAGCGGGUAAGAGUGCAUGAUGCUGAAAUGUCGUCCAUUUCACAGUCGGGCCCGGCCCUUGGUUAAGUGUAUCGCGGGAAGUCCAUAUCCCACCCGUUAUAAGCACUUCCCGUAUUCUCCAUUGAUAUCGCGGGCUUACACCAUUGCACUGGUGGGCCUGGGAUACAGGGGCUACAGAAGCCAUUUGCUUAGCCUGUUAGGUGAUCCAUCUCUUUCAAUUAUCGCCGUUUGUGACACGGACCCCGUGGCGCUGGAGGCUGUCGCCGCUACACACCAGGGCAUUCUCGCCUACUGUUCUCUACCACAGCUUCUACAGCGGCACACGCCAGAUUUUGCCAUUGUGUCUGUGCCUCAUCGCGCUCACAUUCAGUGCAUUACCGCCCUUGCAGCUAAAGGUAUUGCGGUACUAAAGGAGAAACCUGUUGCAGAAUCCAUUACAGAGUAUGAGUGGAUGGCCCGUCUGCCGGUGAGAAUCGGAAUCACCUUCCAGAAACGCUUUGAGCGACAUUUUCUGCACUUUCGGAGCCUCCUCCCAAUUGUUGGAGAUGUUGUGGCGGUUGAGGCAAGCCUGGCCCUGAAUAUUACGAACCUCGAGGAAACAUGGCGGGCAACAGCAGGGGUAGGAGUCACAGAAGACCUGGGCUGUCAUAUGCUCGACAUGCUCGUGUGGCUAUUCGGACCGCCAACUUCCGUGAUGGCGCACCAGGUCUCCUCCGUGCGGCCGGGCCAAAGAUACGGCGGGGACGAUAUCUCUGACAUCUUAAUGGACUGGAGAACAAAGGGCUGUAUUGGUAAUGUCCGCCUCUCACGUGUGGCUCAUAAAUCUGCCCAGUCUAUCACUGUGACAGGAACCAAUGGUACACUUCGUCUUGAUGGAUAUGAAAUCACCCACCACGAUGGCAAGGGUUGUGAGACAAUAAGGGUCAAACACGAGCCAAGUGAAAAACACGUAAUUCAAACCAUGGCCCAUGAAUUCGGAGACUGGGUAUCUGGCCGUCGAUCUGGGUUUUCAACCUCCUUGGCAAAUGUUCGGCGUACAGUUUCCGUUGUGGACGCUAUCAAAGCAUCGCUCGCGAGCCGUCAAAUCCAACACCCGCUCAUACUCUCAUCUUCGGGCCGCGAUCUUAGGGCUACCAAUAACAACCAGCUUUUUUCGAAGGCAGUCAUCAGUGGCCGGGAGUCUGCUGCCAGCUUCUCUACUUCUUCCUCCGGCCAUUCCAACAGCCGUGAAAGGUCGUUCCUUCUCAAUACCCGUGCCUCGAUUCCAGCUGUUGGCUUAGGUACUCGCAGGGCGGCGAGACCAGGACAGAUCUAUGAAGCUGUAAGUGCAGCAUUGGAGGUCGGCUAUCGCCACAUUGAUACGGCACAGUCGUCCGGGAAUGAGCACGAGAUUGGUCGAGCGAUUAAGGAUUCUGGUGUGCCGCGUCGGGAAAUUUGGAUCACAACCAAGUUAGACAACAGAUGCCAUACACAGGUUGAUAAUGCCCUGAAAUUGUCUCUCGAUGCACUGGAAACGAACUAUAUUGACCUCUAUCUCAUGCAUUGGCCUGUAGCCACCAAUCCCAAGGAUCCUACAGCCCAGCUGCCAAACUGGGACUUUGUCAACACUUGGUACGAGAUGCAAAAGCUCCAACCCCUCAACGUGCGAAACAUUGGAGUCUCGAACUUCAGCAUCGCCCACCUGCGGCGACUAUUGAGUCAUCCAACCUGUAAGGUCGUCCCUGCAGUUAAUCAAAUUGAGCUCCAUCCCCACUGGCCGUCUCAUGGGCUUCUCACGUACUGCAAUAACCAUGGCAUUCACUGCACAGCAUACUCGUGUUUGGGAUCCUCUGACUCCCCGCUGUUGCAAGACCACGCGGUAGUCAGGAUCUCGCAGAGGAAGGAUAAGUCACCACAACAGAUUUUUUCGUGUCUCCUCCACACUCUAUACAUACUAAUUUCUCACCACCAAAGAAUCAAAUGGGGCAUUCAACGUGGUACAAGCGUCAUACCAAAGAGCGUUAGCGUGUCGAGAAUUCGACACAAUAUCGAAUUGGAUGGCUGGGAAUUGAGUGGUAAUGAGAUGGACAUGUUGAGUAGUUGCACAACGCGGUUUAAAUCUUGUAAUGGUGACUGGUUGCCCGGCAAGGUGUGCUUCGAUGAAGACGGCUAA